Olea europaea var. sylvestris is the source of this 1125-nucleotide messenger RNA. Its product is annotated as probable mitochondrial import inner membrane translocase subunit TIM21. Lineage: Eukaryota; Viridiplantae; Streptophyta; Magnoliopsida; Lamiales; Oleaceae. The record is from RefSeq and is a predicted model, not a curated record. Gene Ontology annotation, biological process: protein import into mitochondrial matrix. Gene Ontology annotation, cellular component: TIM23 mitochondrial import inner membrane translocase complex. The transcript is spliced from 7 exons. Bases 116 to 898 code for a protein of 260 amino acids.
CGUAUUCCAGGUCAAUGGAUUAAACGGAAAACCCCAUUUUUAGGGUUUUAGCAAAAGGGUUAGAAAAACAAAGAAAUCUUGAAGAAACCGCAACACAGCACACGAUCAAAGAAGGAUGAAAUCAAUUAGAGCCAUCACUACACUUGUGCCCAGGCUUCAGGUGGCACUGAAAUCUGCUUCUCUCAGAAACUAUGCCAGUCAUGCUAACCAUUUGAACAAAUUGAACGCAGCUGGUGUUCCGGUUUUGUUUAGACUGUUGGGAAAUGGACAAACUGUAAAUUGUUGGUCAGAAUUGAAAGUUUCUGAGAUCCAUGGAGCGAAAUUUGUGAGUCCUAGCUAUGCUAGGUCCUUGGCAUCUAGGGCUUCGGAAUCCACACAGAAGUCAUCGGAGGCUCGAAGAGACGUAUCUAAAGUGGAGGAUCCAUUUGAUGCUCCAACAUACAAUAUUCCUGAGAAGCCAGUUACUUUUACAGAGGGAGCUUCUUACAGUAUUGUCAUCCUUGCUGGGCUUGGAAUUGCUGCUGCUGCAGGAUAUGGUGUUUUCAAGGAACUUAUAUUUGAACCGAAAGAAUACAAAAUAUUUGGGAAAGCUCUGGAGAGAAUUCAAAAUGACAGUCAGGUUAGGGUGAGAAUUGGGUCCCCUAUUACUGGCUAUGGCCAAGAAAGCAGGAAUCGUGCUGCUCGUCAGCGAAUUCCUAAUCGAACAUGGACUGAUGAGGAUGGCAAUGAGCAUGUUGAGGUAAAUUUCUACAUUCGUGGGCCACAUGGAGCUGGCAAAGUUGGUGCUGAAAUGUUCAAGGAUAAGGUCGAUAAACAGUGGAAGUUUAUCUAUCUGAUUGUUGAGAUCAAAUCCCCAUCCCCAGCGCAAUUUCUGCUCGAAUCUUAUGUCCCUGCUUGAAAUUUAUACGUAUACAAUGGAGUUGCUCCUGUCUGCUCUAUGCUCACGAGGAAAUGAAUGCUCUAGCCUUUAGGUCCUCGUUUAUUUUCUGCUUCAUCUCAAUGCCAGGUUAGUAUGAAUUGUUUAAUCAAUGUUUUGAUGAAUUGUAAACUGUAACCAUAAGGGCAUGUUGUACAGUUUGCUGCGGGAAUAAUGAGAUUAUCUAUUCUUAACAUUGUGUUUGGAGA